Messenger RNA from Hypoxylon trugodes, 804 nucleotides. RefSeq names its product class II peroxidase. Gene Ontology annotation, biological process: response to oxidative stress. The record is from RefSeq and is a predicted model, not a curated record. Lineage: Eukaryota; Fungi; Ascomycota; Sordariomycetes; Xylariales; Hypoxylaceae. The transcript has 3 exons. Gene Ontology annotation, molecular function: heme binding; peroxidase activity. The coding region runs from base 1 to 804 and encodes 267 amino acids.
AUGUUUUCCCUUAGAUCCUCGAUACUAUUCACUGCCUUCGUGGCGAAUUACGGGCUUGUCAGCGCACAAUGCCCAGCAGCCUGGACGGAUGUUGCUGCUGAUCUCAAGACGAGCUUCAUAGACAGCUCUGGCAACUGCAAUGACGAUGCUCGCGCAGCUAUUCGUCUUGCCUUCCACGAUUGCUUUCCCGGUUCUUGUGACGGAUCGAUCAUUCUAGCUGACGAGUGCACCGACCGCGGCGAGAACGCUCAGAUGGUCGACAUAUGCUCAUCCCUUGGCGAUAAAGCAACACAAUUUAGCGUCGGCACUGCCGAUUUGAUCCAAUUUGCUGCUGCAUUCGCCAUAGCAUCUUGCCCGGGUCUGCCCGCGAUAUCCGUUAAGGUCGGCCGAACAGAUUCAUCUACAGCAAACCCAACAGGCCAGAUGCCUGGACCUAAUGACAACGCUACUUCGAUAGUUGCUGCCUUUGCGGCUAAGGGAUUCACAUCUACCGAGCUGGUUGCCCUUGUUGGAGCCCACAGCGCUGCUAAGGAUCUCAACGGAAACGCUCUCGACUCGACUGUUGACGAUUUGGACACCAACUUCUACACUGAGACUGCUGAUGGAACUGCCCCGGCCAGUCUCAACAGCGAUGAGUCCCUCAGCAACUCGACGGAGACCAGUGGUGACUGGAAUACUUUCGGCGCUGAUGCCUCGGCCUGGGCGGAUGCGUUCGUGCCUGCUAUGGAAAAACUGAGUCUCCUCGGCAACGACGAAGCUAGUUUGACGGAUUGCACCGACGUCAUAGCUGCUGCUUUUGCUUAA